AUGAUCAAGAAGAACCCUGACCACCUGUUCAACCUGCAAAAGAAGGACGAUGAAUCCAUCCGAGAUUACAUCAAGAGGUUCAAAGUAGAAAGAGCAAACAUCAUUGGAUGUGACGAUCGAAUUGCGUCAUCGACCUUCAAGAGGGGCUUGCCAAUUGAGUGUGAGCUGUAUCGCGAGCUGACCCUCUCUCCCUGCCAAACACUAGUAGAACUCUUCGCGACAGCAGAGCGCUAUUCACUUUGGGACGAUGACUGGACCGCGGGAAAAAAAGCUACCAAGCAAGCCGAUCAACCGGUUGAGCUGGCAAGCCAAAGAAACGACAUGAUAAAAGACAAGGAUGGGGGCAAGUGCGAAUUACAACCUCAGGGAGGUGCUCCAACAACUAAGAGCUACACCAAGUUCACUAUUCUGAUACAGCAGAUCCUAGCCCAAGUAAAGAACAUGCCUUGGUUGAAGAAACCAUUGCCUUUGAAGGGAAACCCAGCCAAGAAGGAUACCAGUAGAUACUGUGAAUUUCAUGAAGGGCAUUGUCAUUACACAAAUGAUUGCUUCGCUUGGAAAAAGCACCUCGAAGAACUGGUCGAAAACGGCUAUUGCACGGAAUUCAUCGCAAGGGGGGCUAUCUAG
Molecule: messenger RNA, 627 nt
Organism: Prunus persica (peach)
Lineage: Eukaryota; Viridiplantae; Streptophyta; Magnoliopsida; Rosales; Rosaceae
Exons: 1
Coding region: 1-627 (208 amino acids)
Source: RefSeq, a predicted model, not a curated record